Messenger RNA from Ogataea philodendri, 777 nucleotides. RefSeq lists its product as uncharacterized. The coding region runs from base 1 to 777 and encodes 258 amino acids. NCBI's taxonomy places the organism in Eukaryota, Fungi, Ascomycota, Pichiomycetes, Pichiales, Pichiaceae. Gene Ontology annotation, molecular function: zinc ion binding. Gene Ontology annotation, cellular component: cytoplasm. The transcript has a single exon. The record is from RefSeq and is a predicted model, not a curated record.
AUGACAACCACUAAAGACGAGUCGUUGCUGGACAUCGGGCGGCUCUGCUCGGUGUGCCAGCGGGUAGACUUUCUGCCGUUCACAUGUCCGCACUGUUCUGUGUCGUUCUGCACCGACCACAGAACCAACUUCAACGAACACGAAUGUAAAGCUCUAAAGCUCAAGAAACAAACUACAAUUUCCACGCCAGUGCCAUCCACCAUCAAAUCAAGCUCGCUGUUUCCCGACCUUGACAAGAUCCGCAAACAAGCUGAGCUCGACAGAAAGCCAAAACAGACCCUAGCUACGUCAUCGGACUCUGCUGCUUUGCAGAAACUCAAGUCGUUCAUCUCGUUCCACAAAUCCAAGUCGAAACCAUUGUUCCGGCUGAAAAAGUCCACUCCCGCAUCGCGAAUGGUGGAGUUGGCAAAGAUGAAAAAUCUGGCUGUCGGAGAUGUCAAGAUCUCCGGAUCGGAGCGUGUUCACAUUUGGGUCCAGUACGUCCCUGACGAGUCCAAAUUCGGAAACGCGGAGCUGACAGAACGUAAGGCAUUGUUUGUCUCAAAAUCGUGGCCCGUGGGGAGGUUGCUAGAUUUCGCGUCGACAGCAAUGAAGAUCAAGAACGAUAACAAUAGAACCACAGAAAGCAUCAAGAAACUCACCAUCUUCCGACAUCGGCGAGACGGAGAGUCUUCGGAAGAGGAGUAUAUUUACGUUCCCGCAAAUGGCAGGGUUGUGAAAGAAAUUUCCGAUGGAGACAUUGUAUACAUAGUGCGGGGGGCAGACGUCACUAAAUAG